AUGAGGGUCGCCAUCCGGCGACUCCCGUGGCAGUCGAUCGGCGCUCGUCGUCCCUUGAUCGGCAUCGUCUCUGCAAGCAACCUCGCAUCUCGAAAUCAACAGCGCAGCUUCGUCGCGACCUCUUCAAUAGCUGCUCUUGCGAAUCGAGUCAUCACAUUUCAGCCAGCGCGACGCAGUCACAUCGUCUCAACUGCGAAUCCAACGCAUGCUUUUGGUCGGAGAUCCUACCAACACAUGGCCGCCGGCCAGGACAACGACAGAGUGCCAAAGCAGCAAUCUCAGACGCCGCCAGGUAGUGCCUCGGACAAGAUCGUAGCCAACAUAUCCCCCGAAGCAUCAAAAACUCCAGCCUCGACUCAGAAGAAGCAGCCUGAUGGUGACGACCCUCUCAAUCUCAAUGCCAAGGAGAAAACCGUCAAGGAGCAGCGCAUGGUCGAUUGGGCCAUCAUCAAGAAGCUCAUCCAGUACGUCUGGCCCAAAGGAGAUUUCGGUACCAAGCAACGCGUUGUCCUCGCUCUGGCUCUCCUCAUCGGCGGCAAGCUGCUCAACGUUCAAGUUCCCUUCUUCUUCAAAACCAUCGUCGACAAGCUCAACGAUGUGGUCAAUGCUCCCCUCGACAUGACCAACCCCAACACCGUCUGGGUAGUUGCCGGAAGCGCUAUCCUCGGAUACGGUCUUGCCCGUGUCGGUGCAGCUGCUUUCUCCGAGCUCCGAAACGCCGUAUUUGCCAACGUUGCACAGCGUUCGAUCCGUCGAGUAGCACACUCGGUCUUCACGCACUUGCUGGCGCUCGAUCUCGGUUGGCAUCUGACGCGUCAAACCGGCGGUCUCACAAGAGCCAUCGAUAGAGGCACGAAGGGUAUCUCCUUCCUGCUCACCAGCAUCGUCUUCCACAUCGUCCCGACGGCACUCGAGAUCACCAUGGUCUGCGGCAUUCUCUCCUACAAGUGCGGUCCCAGCUUCGCCGCGGUCACCGCAGUCACCAUGGCCGCCUACGCCUGGUUUACCAUCCGCACAACCUCCUGGCGCACUCGCUUCCGCAAAGAGGCAAAUGCCGCCGAUAAUCGUGCCGCCACAACCUCGGUAGACAGCCUGCUCAAUUACGAAGCCGUCAAGUACUUCAACAACGAGAAGCACGAGAUCGCAAAGUACGAUGCGGCGCUGGCGGAUUACGAGAAGAGCUCGAUCAAGGUGGCUACCUCGCUGGCGGCCUUGAAUUCGGGUCAGAAUGCCAUCUUCAGUACGAGUCUGACCGUGAUGAUGCUGUUGGCGGCGCAGGGGGUGACGAAUGGGACGAUGACGGUGGGUGACUUGGUGAUGGUGAACCAGCUGGUGUUCCAACUUUCGCUACCGUUGAAUUUCCUCGGUACGGUGUACAGGGAGCUGAGGCAGAGUCUCGUAGACAUGGAGACCAUGUUCAACUUGGAGAACGUCAACGUCGCCGUUCGAGAGGAUCCCACCGCACCACCUCUCCGCGUGACCGGGGGUGAGAUCCGUUUCGAAAACGUCACCUUCGGUUACCAUCCCGAUCGACCCAUCUUCCGCAACAUCUCGUUCACCGUCCCCGCCGGUCUCAAAACCGCCUUCGUCGGACCCUCCGGUUGUGGCAAAAGUACCAUCUUCCGACUCCUCUUUCGAUUCUACGAACCGCAAUCCGGAAAGAUCUACAUCGAUGGACAGGAUAUCACGAAAGUAUCCCUCGAAUCGCUCCGCAAACACAUCGGAGUCGUACCUCAAGACACACCACUGUUCAACGAUGAUAUCCGACACAACAUCCGUUACGGUCGACUCGACGCAUCCGACGAAGACGUCGAGAAAGCCGCACGUGCAGCCAAAGUCGAUCAGAUCGUACGAAACCUUCCUGAAGGCUACAGUACAAAAGUCGGUGAACGAGGUCUGAUGAUCUCUGGAGGAGAAAAGCAACGUCUUGCCGUCGCAAGGCUAUUGCUCAAAAACCCAAGCGUGUUGUUCUUCGAUGAAGCAACCUCGGCGCUGGAUUCGUACACGGAAACAGAGCUGAUGCGCAACAUCCAUGCGACGCUGUUGGCGGACAAGAAGACGGCGAUCUUCGUAGCGCACAGGUUGAGGACCAUCAGCGAUAGCGAUUUCAUCAUUGUGCUGAAGGCAGGAGGGGUCGAGGAACAGGGAAGUCACGAUGAGUUGAUGCAGAGGAAAGGGUUGUAUUGGGAUUUGUGGCAGGCUCAAUCGACGGUUGGCGUGGGUCAUGGUGCCGGGGCGAACGAGCAUUUGGAAGAUUUGGAGAGGGAAAAGUCACGGCCCGCUUGA
This is a messenger RNA of Pseudozyma hubeiensis SY62, 2286 nucleotides long. RefSeq names its product heavy metal tolerance protein. The transcript has a single exon. Gene Ontology annotation, molecular function: ATP binding; ATP hydrolysis activity; ABC-type transporter activity. Gene Ontology annotation, biological process: transmembrane transport; intracellular iron ion homeostasis. The record is from RefSeq and is a predicted model, not a curated record. Bases 1 to 2286 code for a protein of 761 amino acids. Gene Ontology annotation, cellular component: mitochondrial inner membrane. NCBI's taxonomy places the organism in Eukaryota, Fungi, Basidiomycota, Ustilaginomycetes, Ustilaginales, Ustilaginaceae.